UGUGCAUUUAUUUGUGUGUGUGCAGUAUAAAGCCAUCAAUCAACAUGUUGUUUGGUGUGUUUUCAGGUGGCAUGCCAUCAUUGUGGACGGCCACAGUGUGGAAGAGCUGUGUAAAGCCAUGAGCCAACCCCGCCACCAGCCCACUGCCAUCAUCGCCAAGACCAUCAAGGGCAAAGGCAUUCCUGUGGCAGAAGAUAAGAUGGGAUGGCAUGGCAAGGUGCUGUCAAAGGACAUGGCAGAGAGCGUCAUGAGAGACAUCCAGAGCCGCAUCCUAAACAGUAACAAGCGCAUGUACCCGACCUCACCCGUUGAAGAUGCUCCACCCGUGAGCCUGCGCAAUGUCCGCAUGCCCAGCGCUCCCAACUACAAGCCUGGAGAGAAGAUUGCCACCUGCAAGGCAUAUGGGAUGGCCUUGGCCAAACUGGGACGUUACAACGAGCGAGUGGUGGCUAUGGAUGUCGACACCAAAAAUUUCACCUACUCUGAAAUCUUUAAAAAUGAGCAUCCCAACCGCUUUAUUGAGUGCUACAGCGCAGAGCAGAACAUGGUCAGUGUUGCCACGGGCUGUGCCGCACGUGAGCGAAACAUCGUGUUCGCCAGCGGCCUGGCUACUUUCUUCACCCGCGCCUAUGACCAGCUCCGCAUGGCCGCCAUCUCAGACAGCAACAUAAACCUCUGCGGCUCCCAUUGUGGCCUGUCUGUCGGACAGGACGGACCGGCGCACAUGGGGCUGGAGGACAUGGCUAUUUUUAGAGCCAUCCCCACUGCCACCAUUUUCUACCCCAGUGAUGCCAUGUCCACUGAAAAGGCUGUGGAGCUUGCAGCCAACACUAAGGGUGUUUGCUACAUCAGGACCACUCGUCCAGAGACUGCAAUCAUUUACAACAGCAAUGAGGACUUCCACGUUGGCCAAGCCAAGGUGGUGUGCCAGAGUAAGGAAGAUCAGGUUACAGUGAUCGGAGCUGGAAUGACCCUCCAUGAAGCUCUAGCUGCAGCUGAGCUCCUCAAAAAAGAGAAAAUUUACAUCAGAGUGAUCGAUCCAUUUACAAUCAAACCCCUGGAUGCCAAAACCAUCAUCGACCAUGUGCGCGUCACCAGGGGUCGUGUCAUCACGGUUGAGGACCACUAUUAUGAAGGUGGCCUGGGGGAGGCGGUGUGCUCCGCGAUCGUGAACGAGCCUGGUUUCACUCUCCAGCGUCUGGGCGUGGCUCACGUUCCCCGCAGCGGCAAAAUGUCCGACCUGCUCAAAAUCUACGGCAUCGACCGCGACUCCAUCGCACAGAUGGUCAGGAAGAUGCUCAGCAGCUCGGCCAACGCCAAGUGAACCUGUUCGCUUUGCCCCGCCCACUCCAUCCAAAUCCAUCGAAAAACCAGCUCCACAAGCACGGUCACAUGACUCCUCUUCAGAUUGUGACCCUUCCCUCCACCUCUUUCACUGUGAAUGACCCUAAUGUGAGUAUAAUAGUAAUGUGAGAUACGUGCUGUACAUUUUGAAGUAAUGUUCACAUUUGAUUUUUCUUUUUUGUUUUCCUUACAAAUACACUACUGUUUAAAAGCUCGGGGUACGAUAUUUUGAAAAAAGAAA
Messenger RNA from Rhinichthys klamathensis goyatoka, 1585 nucleotides. Its product is annotated as transketolase-like. Gene Ontology annotation, cellular component: extracellular exosome; endoplasmic reticulum membrane. Gene Ontology annotation, biological process: pentose-phosphate shunt, non-oxidative branch; ribose phosphate biosynthetic process. The transcript has 9 exons. The record is from RefSeq and is a predicted model, not a curated record. Lineage: Eukaryota; Metazoa; Chordata; Actinopteri; Cypriniformes; Leuciscidae. Gene Ontology annotation, molecular function: thiamine pyrophosphate binding; transketolase activity. The annotation marks the transcript as partial.